Molecule: messenger RNA, 5471 nt
Organism: Rhopalosiphum padi (bird cherry-oat aphid)
Lineage: Eukaryota; Metazoa; Arthropoda; Insecta; Hemiptera; Aphididae
Exons: 7
Coding region: 765-1496 (243 amino acids)
Source: RefSeq, a predicted model, not a curated record
GCGCGUACACCGCGAGUAAUCCCCAGUCGGCCAGCAGCAUUUUAGCAGUAGAACACACUUAACCAGUAGUGUCGGUGCAGCUCUAACACACAUUCAUAUAUAUAUAUAUAUAUAUUAACUUAUAUAUAAUUUUUUUUUGUAUAAAAAAAUAUAAUAAUAAUAAUUUAGCUGACCUAUUUUCGUCGUAACUGUUUUCCACAAUACACACUAUAAAAUAUAUAUAUAUAUACAUCGAGUUCAUCAUGCGAUACAAUUCACGUGCUUAGCAUAAAAUCGUUGUCGUGUCUUCUCUCCUGCGAGGAUUACGCGUCGUUUUCAAAUUCGUACGUAAUACAAAUUACAACCGACGCAAUAACGAACCGAUUAAAUACCAAAAUAACACAAUUGUUACAAACGCAUAAUAUUUGUAUUAGUAUUGUUGUUGUUAUUAUCAUUACUAUCGUCAACAACUCCCGCCUUAUAUUGUAAUAUUAUACAUAUUUUUAGCCGUAUCGUAGAUGACAUAAAUUGUGUAGUAAUAUCUAUAAAAUUACCAAUAUAACAUAUAUAUAUAUAUAUAUAUAAAUAUAAAAUAUAAAUUUAAUUACAUAAAAUAUAUAUAGAAUAACUCGAUUAGUGACUCACAUCAAUAUAUAUAUAUAUCAAUAUAAGUAAAUAAGACACGCGAAAGAAGCUGAUAAAUCCGCUACGAUAGACCGUAGAUAAAGCUUGCUGUCAAAGUCGUCCAAACAGCUUUCAAAAUUAACCGCUCACGAGAAAGGGGUAUGGGCAAAGGAGAUAAAAAACCGACGUCCCAGAAUAGUGCUGGUUCGAAUAUUGUGGGCAAGUUUACUCAGAGUGUCAGACGAAUAGUACAAGACGUCAAGGACGAAGGCACUGCUAGCGGUCAGACUAAAGAAGAAGUCAUAGAAACAAAUGAAAGAUUGAGAGCAGUACGGAUUCGUUUGGAAGAAUCCUAUGAUACGGCUAAAAAGUCACUCAUUACACUAAUGACUAAGUACACAGAGAGUAAGUCAACGCGAAAUGUCUUCCAAAGGUAUAAUCUUCUGAAGGCCAUGAUUAAGGAAGUUAUCCGGUUGGAAACACAAUAUUGGACACUGGUCGAGAUACCUAAACAAGAGAAACAAGAGACGGUACCGUCGUUCGUGCUUAGGGCGUGUGGGAUUGUGGAAAAAUCGCAAAAGUCUGGUGAAGGGGUCAAGUCUACGGCUAAGUUAGCCGAAGAGGAUGAAAAGAAACGAGAACGUAUUGAUAGACUUUGUGACAUGACGACAGCUCAAAUUGAAGCAGAGAAUACACAAAUGACAAACGACCUUUACCGAUUGUUAAAGAAAUACACUGGUCUAAGAAAUCUUAUAAGAGAACUGAAGGUAGAAUAUGUCAACUCAAAAGUGUACCCGAUAUUUCCACGUUACAAUAUACUGAAAGACUUAAUAAAGGACAUCAUGCAUCAUCAGGAAUACAUGGAAGUCUGCCACGAAGUCGAUGCUGUAUAAACGAGGGACGAAGAAGGACGACGCACAAAUUUUUUAUACGCACACAUAUAAAUUAAAUAUAAAAAUGAAUAUAUACACGGCAUUUAUUUAAAUUUAUGACCGACGAACAAAAUAAAAUCGGAGUGUUGUGUGCUAGUGUAUAAUAUAUUUUUGUGUGUAAAUAAGUGUGUAGUAUAUUUGUGUGAGUAUGAGUGUGAGUGUGCGCGCGCGCGUGUGUGUGUGUGUGUGCGUGUACAAAUGAAUGUGUGUAUGAAUGAAUGUGUGUAUAAAUGCGUGUGUAUGUAUGUGUAUGUAUGAUUAUGUGUAUGUGUGUGCGUGUGCAUGUGUUUUUUAUCUGAAUCGUGCCAAGCUACAUUUUAUUUCAACAUUUUUCCUGCGUACAUUUCGUCAUUUGAAUAAUGUGUUUCCACAAAAUUUGAAGAUACCUAUGGGUAUCAUCACAUUUGCUUUUAUCGCAUUUUACCAUUAUCGACGGAAAAAAUUCGAUGUCUCAUUUUCGUUUUUUUCCCGAGGAGAAAACCCAAUUUUAUGACGUUUUUCAAUAUUUCCCUUUUUGUCACUGCUAUAUUCCAUUCUAUUCAUCAACCGAUAUCCGAAUAAUAUUAUGACGUUACUAAUACUACUGUGUAUAAGUCGAUUUAAAAUAAUAUACUUUUAAUGACGACUAAUUAUUUAUACGCCAUAUUAUAUAAUAUUUAAUCAUGUAAUUAUAAUAUAUUUAAUUAAUUUAAAAUUGAUAAAAAUAAUUGAAUUUUUUGAAAAAAAAAACUUAAGUCUGUUAUAUACAAUCGUGUAUACCAUGUAAACUCGGCAGCGUUUCGUGGUGUAAUCAUAAUAUAUUAUAAGGAAUAUUUUUUUUUUUUUUGGAAAACGAAAAAACGCUUAAUCAUAAAUCAUAAUAUUAUUAUAUAAUAAUAUAUACCUACCUACUAUUAUAAUACUAUUGUGAUCUUCCGUGCCCUAUUGGACGUUUUGAUUUUAUACGCAUAAAUUAUACUGUUAUUGAUAAUGAUUCAACGACAAGGAGACGUGAACCUACCGGCUUGUUAUUAUUAGAGGCUUCACCGCGUCCCUUGUAAAUAUUGUAAAAAGAAAAUCACGUUCGCCUUUUUCAAUGCAAAACCCGUACGCCAAUCGUGUGGUAUGCAUGUAAUUGUUACAAAUUUCUAGUGACUCUAAUAGUAUUCGAGUGUAGUUAAUAACGCAAUCAGAUUAAUGAGGGGUGUUCGAAAGUCGCCACAAACUCAUCGAUAACAAUGUUUCUUCCGGCGGACACGUCGACGGUACGAUUUUAUUUAACUGGAUCGUCGGGAGCAGCGUAGUAGGCCACUAAACUUGCACCAAAAACCGUUGCGAACCGUGCUCGUUAUAUUUAUAUAGUGACCGCAGUCAAAUUAAAUACGAUUUGUUAAACAUACGUUCGAUACACUAUAUGCUUUUAUGCUGUAGUAGUGAAUUCUUUUUUUUUCUUUCUCUAGUUCGUUUUAUAUCAGUAAUAUUAUGCAUGAGCCAUUUAAACUAUUAUAAAUAUCACUAAAACAAAUUUCACCGGAACAUUAAAAAAUAAAAGAACUAACAAACAUAAAAAACGCAUUAGAGAAACUGCUAAAACUUAAAUAAACAACUACUUUAAAAAAUAUAAGUAUCCUCGUUUUGUAAAUUUACUUCCUCUAUAUUUUAUUCAUUUGAUUUACAACGAAAAUAUAAUUGCAUUAUUUUAAUAGAAAAUGAUUGAUAUAAAAUUAAACAUUCUAUAAUCAGAUAUCAUCCUAUUUUACAAAUACAGUAUUAUAUAAUAUAUAAAUUGUAUACAUACGUUAAGUGACACAUAAUGAUACUCAUAUUAGUUGUUGUUUAUAUCAAAUACAAUUGUAUAACCAAAUUUAAAUUUAAAAAGCUCAAUUUUUCUUUUUUCCCACUAAAAAUAACUCCUUAUUUUGUGAAAAUUUAAACAUGAUCAGAAAUUGAAUAAAUAUUAUACACAUGCGCAUAUACAAGCCGUGGGAACUCUGUCCUACAUUUUGGUGAUCUCUGUUUGAAAUAAAUUAAAAAAGAGAUUCACUAUAAUAUGUGGUUAAACUUAAGAAUGUGUAAUAUUAUUUAAUUAUUUACCUAUUUUUAUUAACAUUGGAAAAAUUACACAUCAAUAGAUAUUGCAUGUACUUAUUUAAUAUAAAAUUCAACAUUCCAACUCGUAUGACAUUAAGCAGCAGCUACGUGAAGCCUCUUCCGACUUAUCUACAAUAAAUUUUAUAUUGUUUUAUUAUCAUUAUCAACCCCUGGUAAUAUUAAGGUUCAUGGGCCAUGUUUUUAAAACAAAUAAUAUUGAAGAAAUAUUGUUAUCGACCUUAAAAAACAUAUCGUUUUUCUUUUUAAUGUUAAAAAAAAAAAAUUUCAAACGUAAUAAAACCCUACACAUACCACCACGUUGUUCUAUUCGGCGUAAUUCCAAAAGAAAAAAAAAUAACAAUAAUAAUUUGUUUCAAAAUAAUAAACUAUUAUGUUAUAAUAUAGUGAGUUUUUACACGAAUUUUUUUUAAUAUUUAUUAUUAUAUUAUUUACUGAACACGAUUGUUAUUGUUGAUUAUAUUAAUAAUAUGAAAUUAUGCUUAACUUCGGAAAUGUACUCGUAUGUCGUAUUUGUCAUUUGGUACGUAAUAUAAUAACUAAACUUGUAGUACUAUAAUAUAUAAUAAGUAAAUAAACUGUAAACGUGGUGAUAUUUUUUUACGUUUAAGUAAGAAAAUCCCACUUAGUAAUUUUUUUGUUUUAUUUCGGUUGUGCAUAUAUAGAAUAUAACAUAGUUUAGUAUUAAUCUAGUCGAAUAAUCUUGUUUAACACGUAAUUAGUUUUUUAGCAUAACAUUGUUAUCUGCUCGAACUAUUGAUCAUUGUUGUUUAUAUUGUUAAGUUUUCUUAAUUUAUAUUACCAUACGUCUAGUAAUAAUAAUAAUAAUAACUUAUAAAUUAUAAUACUAACAAAUAUAAAUAUAAUACUUAUAAAUGAUAAUACUUAUUAUAGUGAUUCAAUUAAACUGAUAUAUAUUAUUAUAGAGUAAAUAUUCAAUAUAAAUACUAUUAAUAUGGAACUGUAGGAGUUAUAGGUACAAUUUGGUUAUUUUUUUCGUUUUUGUUUCGGACCAAAUUAUUGUAUAACCUUAACCAUCGUCUUUUUUGUUUUAAUCAAGACAAUAACUUCGAACGACACUAGCCGAAUACAUUAUACAAUCAAUUGAUCUAAUCGUAUACAUGUUAAAAUGAGUACGAUCGAAAAAAAAUGACGUCACUUAAAUAAAAAAAAAAUACAUAAUAAUAACAAGAGCUUCUUUUACAUAGUUUAUGCAUAUUUCCGAGAUUGAAAUUAUAUGCUUUUGUGGUUUCUUACUUUUCAAUGUUUAUUUUGAACAGAUUCUCACAUAUAUUUUAAAAUGGCGUCAUUUAUUGGUUAUACAUACCAAUUUUACUUAUUUCCAAUAAUGGUUGAACCAUUUUCCUUUUAAAACAAUAUAACAUUUAACAUACCUACUAUUGAAAUAAACAUAAUAUAUUAUUUUACUACUAUAAAAUAUAAAUAAUAAAUUUUAACAAUUAGGUGCCUUUUUAGUACGCUCGUUACACAGUGUUUUUUCUAUUUAAAUAAUGAGCUUAGUAACGUGUAAAUAAGCUUUAUAAGCUAAUAAACUUUACAGGAACAUUAAUAAGUAUUCAUUUUUAUUAAAUAAAUUAUGCUAUUAUGAAAUUUAAUAAAUUUGUCGUCUUCAUCGCGCGCUAAUAAUUGAUUUUUAUGUUCUAACAUACCUAAACCAAAUAUAAAAUACUUGCCAAUGUACUUAAAAUUUUCUAUUUAUAUCUGAAAUGGAAACGAUUGUAAGUUAGUAAAAACAAAGAUUAUUAACAAAUAACCAUGUUGGUUUACAUGUUUAUAUUAAUAAUGUAAUAUUUAUCUGAUAAAAUAUAAAAUCAAUGUUAAUCAGUA